GAUGGAACCCAGCCAGGAUUCCCCUGGCUCCUGAUGCCCACCACCUGUGCGCCCACCGCCCCGUGGACAGCCCUCUUCCCCUGCCCUGCUCCCACAGACUCCUCUCUGCCGCACAGACUUCAAUAAAACGUGCUUUUCUCUCUUGACAGCGUUUGGUGGAUCUGUCAGUCCCUCUGCGCGGAAGCUCGGGCGCCCCCUUGGCCCCGGCAGGGGGCGCCCCCACCCUUGGGGAAGGGGCGGGGACGUCGGGAGUGGGCGGGGGCGGGGGCGGGGGUGGCCGGGACGGGGGCGGGCUCUCCGGGCCCCCAUUGGCUACGGCCCCCCCCAACACGAGGGCUCCCCCCAUCUCCCCCCGACAUCAGUCCGUCCAGCUUCCAGCUGCUGCAGCAGCGCCUUCUCGGUCUCGGCAUCCAGCCGCCCCCUGCUCCGGCCCGGCAUGGCGACCCCGACCCAGGCCCCCACAAAGGUUCCUCAGGAACCUGAUCCAUUUUACUAUGACUAUGACACUGUGCAGACAGUGGGCAUGACUCUGGCCACCAUAUUGUUCCUGCUGGGCAUCCUCAUCAUUAUCAGCAAGAAGGUCAAGUGCAGGAAGGCGGACUCCAGGUCUGAGAGCCCAACGUGCAAAUCCUGUAAGUCGGAGCUGCCCUCCUCAGCCCCUGGAGGUGGUGGCGUGUAAAACCAGCCCUGGGCACCUCCACUGCUGUCCCUGCCUGAGUGCAGAAGCCUGAGGACCGGGUGGAGGCGGUGGGGACCCCAGCCUUGCGCCGGGGAGCGCUCCCCCGAAUGAGCCGCCCCACCCACCCGAGGCUGGUGCGGCUGCACCCCGCUGCCCCUCCCCAGGUCUUGGCAAUGACGACCCCGCAAAGAGCCCGUCUGCAUCCCGGAUCCAGGGACUCAGGCCUCCAGCUCCUGGGGUCCAGGAGUCCAGCCCCAGCCCCCCAGAAUGCCCACGUAUUGCUCCCCUGCACCUCCCUGUCUCCCCUCCGAAGAUCGGUUUCCUUGCACCCUUGGAGUCUCUGUCUUGAGCUUAAUAAAUGUGCACUUGGUUUUUUCCCUGUUCUGUCUGUGAGUCCUCAUCUGUGGGGACAAAAUGGGGGAGAGGGCAAAACUGAACCUUGGGGGAACUCUCUCCCGUCCCCAGGCUUGCCACCUCCUUCUUCCUCCCCUCCCCCAGCGCCCCAGUGGCCUCCCCAGUCUCAGAGACCCGGGAGUUUCCCCUCCCGUGCUCCGCGCCUCCUCCCCAGUCGCCCCUUCCCGUCGCUUCCCCGCCGCCCCCGCCACCCCAGAGUAGACACCCCGCCCACGCUCCCCUGCCUCCCCAAAGGUUUCCCACCCACCAAGACCGGCCGGUGCUCUCCCGCCCUUCUCCCCCCAGCGGGUGGGUGGAGGCCACUAACCGGCCUCUCACCCCUGCCCCC
Molecule: messenger RNA, 1421 nt
Organism: Lutra lutra (Eurasian river otter)
Lineage: Eukaryota; Metazoa; Chordata; Mammalia; Carnivora; Mustelidae
Product: FXYD domain-containing ion transport regulator 7
Exons: 7
Coding region: 437-679 (80 amino acids)
Biological process (GO): regulation of sodium ion transmembrane transporter activity; monoatomic ion transport
Cellular component (GO): membrane
Molecular function (GO): sodium channel regulator activity
Source: RefSeq, a predicted model, not a curated record